AUGGGGAACGACGGAGGAAGUAUCCCCACUCGCCGCGAACUGGUCAAAGAAGCGGCGAGAAAUCCCACGGCGACCGAGUUGAAAGACAAACAAAAAGAGCAUCUCGCUCAUCGAUGGUCUACAUGCCCUAUCUCCCAUAAACCACUCAUAAAGCCCGUUGUCUCCGAUUGCUCUGGUAAUCUGUACAAUAAAGAUGCCGUCAUCCAGUUCCUCCUCCCCGCCGAGGCCAGUCCAGUCGACAAGGACGAGUACGAAAAAUUCAUCCAAGGGCGUAUUAAAAGUCUGAAGGAUGUUGUGGAAGUCCAUUUCGACGAAGAACAUGACGAGAAGACCAAAUCGAUCAAAUGGAUCUGUCCCAUCACCGCCAAAGAGUUGGGACCCAACGUGAAAGCUGUGUAUCUCGUUCCUUGUGGCCAUGCGUUCUCCCAAGAGGCCAUCAAGGAGAUGAAGAGGGAGGGUACAUGUGUCCAAUGUGGUACCGCAUAUGAGGAACGAGAUGUCGUCCCAAUUCUACCCAGCAACGAACACGACAAAACCCGGGUGAUGGAGCGAAUGGACACUCUGAAAUCUCUCGGGUUGACCCAUGCUUUGAAGAAGGCUAGCGGAAGUAAAAAGCGCAAAGCAAACGGCGAGAGUAAGUUCGAGCCGGCAAAUGGCACCUUUGCCGAACCGAAAGAUAAAGGCCCCGACGGGGAACACAAGACAUUGGCGGCUAACAUUUCUCGGUCUGGCCCUCCUGUGUCCGGGACCUCUACCCCCAUGAUAUCCAACGGGAUUAAGAAUGCAGCAACGGCCAGUCUGACUGCUCGAGUGCUUGAGGAGGAAGAGGCAAGGAAAAAGAGAAGGCGCGACAAUGAAAACAUCAAUUCGCUGUAUGCCAAAAAGUCAGACAGUACGACGAGAAGAGAUGGUGAUUUCAUGACACGAGGCUUUUCCAUUCCCGCCAAUGCCCGUCACCAAUAA
Molecule: messenger RNA, 963 nt
Organism: Rhinocladiella mackenziei CBS 650.93
Lineage: Eukaryota; Fungi; Ascomycota; Eurotiomycetes; Chaetothyriales; Herpotrichiellaceae
Exons: 2
Coding region: 1-963 (320 amino acids)
Biological process (GO): site-specific DNA replication termination at RTS1 barrier; mitotic DNA replication termination
Cellular component (GO): nucleus
Source: RefSeq, a predicted model, not a curated record